ACAACCCUUCACCACCAAAUAAUUGGCCCGCCAAACUUUAACCCCUAAAAUGAAAGUUCAUAAAAUGGCUUAAGUAACAACCAUAAUAAUGUUGGCUACUAUACCAAGUGAAGAUCAUGUUGGCGGGCAGCAGCCAGAGACAAGCGCAGCCGAGGCAACAACGCCAAGGGUGUUGCUCAUCUUAGCCGCGAUUUUGGAACGUCUAGUGACUAGGAAUGAUCCACUUAUAGAGCAUAAUGGUCGUAACAACUUGAUUCAUUAUGUUAGUCCUAGGCCAUUGGCGGCGGGUGAGCUAGGAAUGAGCUUGAAGGUGUUCAAUGGGGUCCGAGCGCCAAACAUAAGUAUAGCCAAGUACUUGGAGAGGCUAUUCAAGUACACAAAUUGUAGUCCAUCUUGUUUUGUGGUUGGAUAUGUGUACAUAGAUAGAUUGGUGCAUAAACAUCCCGAGUUGCUCGUUAUUUCACUUAACGUGCAUAGGUUGCUCCUCACAAGUGUUAUGAUCGCCUCUAAGAUGCUUGACGAUGUGCAAUACAACAACGCCUUCUAUGCAAAAGUUGGAGGAGUAAGCAACUCAGAAUUAAACAGAUUGGAGCUGGAAUUACUUUUCUUAUUGAAUUUUGAAGUCACGGUUAGUUCACCCAUAUUUCAGAGCUAUUGUUGGUACCUUGAGAAGGAAGAUUUGAGAAUUGGUUCUACACUUAAAAGAGUUCAGCAACCACUAGCUUUUGAUAUCAAAGAUGAUGUGAAUGGUAUUUGAUUGCAAUGAAAAACACAAAGUGCUUCAAUUUUAGGUAGAAAAGUAUACAAGACAGUUGUAUCUUUUUUUUUUUUUUCUUCUAACUUUUACUAUGUAACAUAUAUUUUUAUAUUUUAUUUAUCAUUAAUUAAUUUAUAAGGUGAGGAGAAAUAUUCUACCUAGACCUUAACUUUUA
Messenger RNA from Chenopodium quinoa (quinoa), 932 nucleotides. Its product is annotated as cyclin-U1-1-like. NCBI's taxonomy places the organism in Eukaryota, Viridiplantae, Streptophyta, Magnoliopsida, Caryophyllales, Amaranthaceae. The record is from RefSeq and is a predicted model, not a curated record. The transcript is spliced from 2 exons. Bases 89 to 757 code for a protein of 222 amino acids. Gene Ontology annotation, molecular function: protein kinase binding. Gene Ontology annotation, biological process: regulation of cyclin-dependent protein serine/threonine kinase activity.